Molecule: messenger RNA, 1406 nt
Organism: Trifolium pratense (red clover)
Lineage: Eukaryota; Viridiplantae; Streptophyta; Magnoliopsida; Fabales; Fabaceae
Product: chaperone protein dnaJ C76, chloroplastic-like
Exons: 9
Coding region: 86-1105 (339 amino acids)
Source: RefSeq, a predicted model, not a curated record
AGGAGUGAAAAAAAUUAAUACAUUUUUCUAUUGAACUACACCAUUCUGUUAUUUCCUUCUAUUCAUUGGAAUUGUUCUUAGAAUAAUGGCACAAUUCUUGUCUUCAGUGUACACUGAGUCUCUAAAAAUUCACAACCCAUCAUUGAAUUUUUGCUCAAAAUCAUCAUGGAGGAAUCUUGCAAAGUCUACAAAACCUUGUACUUUAGACAUGCAAAGUGGUAAGAGAAAAUUGUGUGGUAGGUUAAGAGUUGCUGCUGAGGAUUCAGUUUCUCCCAUUGAUACUACUGCAGAUGAUUAUUAUGAAGUUCUUGGUCUGCUUCCAGAUGCUACACCAGAGGAGAUCAAGAAGGCAUACUAUGAUUGCAUGAAAGCUUGUCACCCAGAUUUGAGUGGCAAUGAUCCCAAGACUACUAAUUUCUGCAUGUUCAUCAAUGAAGUUUAUGCAGUGCUCAGUGAUCCGAUUCAGCGGAAGGUUUAUGAUGAAAUUCAUGGAUAUUCUUUAACUUCAAUCAAUCCUUUCAUGGAUGAUUCUAGCCCAAAGGAUCAUGUUUUUGUUGACGAGUUCACUUGCAUAGGCUGCAAAAAUUGUGCCAAUGUAGCAUGCGAUGUGUUUGCAAUAGAGGAAGACUUCGGAAGAGCUAGAGUAUUCAAUCAGCGCGGAAACCCUGAGUUAGUUCAACAGGCAAUUGACAGUUGCCCUGUUGACUGCAUUCAUUGGACAUCUGCUGCACAACUAUCAUUACUCGAAGAUGAAAUGCGUCGUAUAGAAAGAGUAAACGUUGCCCUAAUGCUUUCAGGAAUGGGAUCAGCUUCAUUCAAUGUUUUCAGAAUGGCGAGUUCCCGAUGGGAAAAGAGACAGUCAAAAGUCUUGGAACAAGCAAAAUUUAGAAUGAUGAGGCAGGAAAGUUAUGAUACAACAGAUUCUUUCUGGAACAAACUUUGGGGUGGUGAACCAAAAGACUAUCAAAAUUCAGAAGAUGAAGUUAAAGAAAGAGCAAAAAGAGCCGCUGCAGCGGCAUGGCGUUGGAGGGAAUACUCAAGGAAGGGUGUUGAUAAGCCUCCAAGAUUUAAACUUCCAGAGGCAGGCCUUAACAAGGACAAGUGACCAAAACUUUCCCUAAACCUUCUAUAGCAUUAAGUCUUAUGUAAUUAAUAGUGAAACUAAUGAGAUAAUUCUCACUCAACAAGUCAUAGUUGUACUUUGUACAUACUCAUAGAUGAAUUACAGUGAUUCAAGGAAAAUUUAAACAAAAGUAGUUUGUAAUUAUGUUCCUAUGUGGUAAAUUCUUUGGAAAAUUGCAAAGAAUCUUUGGUAAAAAUAUCACACAAAGAUUAUUUAUCAAGACAAAGUGAUUGAGAAGCCUAGGAGGAGUUUGUUCAACCCAAACACAAUCUGAUGGACCACU